GCUUUAGAUAACACAGGUUUCACAAUGGGCUCCAUCAGUGCAGCAAAUGCGGAAUUUUGUUUUGAUGUAUUCAAAGAGCUGAGGGUUCACCACACCAGUGACAACAUCUUUUAUUGCCCCCUGAGCAUGAUGGCAGCCUUGGCCAUGGUCUAUCUGGGAGCAAGAGGUAACACUGAGUAUCAGAUGGAGAAGGUUCUUCAUUUUGACAAAAUUGCGGGACUUGGAAGCAUCCAGACCAAGUGUGGCAAGUCUGUGAAUAUUCACCUUCUGUUUAAAGAAAUUCUCUCUGAUAUCACUGCACCAAAAGCCAAUUAUUCACUCCACAUUGCCAACAGACUCUAUGCUGAAAAGACAAGUGCAAUCCUACCGAUCUAUGUAAAAUGUGUGAAGAAACUGUACAGGGCUGGUCUGGAAACGGUCAACUUCAAAACAGCAUCAAAUCAAGCCAGACAGCGCAUUAAUUCCUGGGUGAAAAAUCAGACAAAUGGCCGUAUCCAAGAGUUCCUUGAACCAGGCUCUGUCGAUCUCCACACUGUGCUGGUCCUUGUGAAUGCCAUUUACUUCAAAGGGAUCUGGAGGAGUGCGUUUAAAGAAGAAGACACUCGGGAAGUGCCCUUCAGUGUGACAGAGCAAGACAGCAGACCUGUGCAAAUGAUGUUUCAGAACAGUACCUUCAAAGUGGGAAGAGUUGCUGCAGACAAAAUUAAGGUCCUGGAGCUUCCAUAUACCAGUGAAGAGCUGAGCCUGUUGGUGCUGUUGCCUGAUGACAUCUCUGGCCUGGAACAGCUCGAGAACAAAAUCAACUUUGAUAAACUCACAGAGUGGACCAGUUCCAGUGUGAUGGAGGAGAAGAGGGUGAAAGUGUACCUCCCACGCAUGAAGAUUGAGGAAAAAUAUAACCUCACAUCUGUCCUAACAGCCCUGGGUAUGACUGACUUGUUCAGCCCCUCGGCCAAUCUCUCUGGCAUCUCUUCAGCAGAGAACCUGAAGAUAUCUGAGGCCAUCCACGAGGCGUACAUGGAAGUCACUGAGGAGGGCACUGAGGCGACUGGCCCAGCUGUUGUGACAGAAGAUAUUCAAGAUUCCUCUGAGUCUGAAGAGUUUAGAGCUGACCACCCAUUCCUUUUCUUGAUCAGACACAAUCCAAGCAACAUGAUCCUUUUCUUUGGUAGAUAUUGUUCACCCUAAAGAAAGAAAGAGUCUGAAACAG
Empidonax traillii (willow flycatcher) is the source of this 1210-nucleotide messenger RNA. Its product is annotated as ovalbumin-like. Bases 25 to 1188 code for a protein of 387 amino acids. Gene Ontology annotation, biological process: negative regulation of endopeptidase activity. The transcript has 7 exons. The record is from RefSeq and is a predicted model, not a curated record. Lineage: Eukaryota; Metazoa; Chordata; Aves; Passeriformes; Tyrannidae. Gene Ontology annotation, molecular function: serine-type endopeptidase inhibitor activity.